AUGACCUACCUGCCCAUUUCGACUGCUAUCUGCAUCGGUUGCACGAAGAUCAAGGAGAACACUGCCGCGAGGGAGAGACUCAUUGAUUAUGACAAAGUUAUGUAUCCUCUCGAAAAUAGGCGGAUUGUCAUUCUCAUCCAGCACGUCGAUAUGAAUGGCCAGCUGACUAGAGAGCACUUUGGGGCGCCCAUGGUCCUCCGCGUGCAGAACAAAAUCGUACGCUUUCACCUGCUCAUAGUCCAAUGCGCUGAUGAGUCGCAGCUGCAGCGGCUGACCGCCCUCGUAGGGACCCUCCAGUCGAAAGGGAAAGGUGGCAUUCCAGUGGUUUGGUGCAUGCGUUGGUGCAAGUAG
Molecule: messenger RNA, 351 nt
Organism: Dibothriocephalus latus
Lineage: Eukaryota; Metazoa; Platyhelminthes; Cestoda; Diphyllobothriidea; Diphyllobothriidae
Source: the annotation of a GenBank genome assembly